Messenger RNA from Mya arenaria, 489 nucleotides. RefSeq lists its product as uncharacterized. Bases 113 to 439 code for a protein of 108 amino acids. The record is from RefSeq and is a predicted model, not a curated record. Lineage: Eukaryota; Metazoa; Mollusca; Bivalvia; Myida; Myidae. The transcript is spliced from 3 exons.
AAUUGUUAUCUAACUUCAUUAAUUUAGUAUGUAAGAUAGUUGGGAAUACAUAUCCAAAGUUUGAAUGCAAUAAUUGAUGUAUUUACUGAGAUAAUGACUUAAAGGUGCUUACAUGCAAAACCUUAACCAAGGUGUGAUGCCAACGCCGACGCUGAUGCCGCCGCCAACGACGCCAGGGUUGAAUUUCAACUUGGGUGGAUUCGUGGAAGUUGCCUUGCCAUGCAGUAAAAACAGAAAACUGUUUGUAGCAGAGGUUAUUGAUGUCCAGGAGGAUGAAGUGUUGUUUCGCUACAUGGAAGCUGCCAGAGGUGGAUUUAAAUGGCCAACAGUUGAAGAUGUCAGCUGGGAGCAUCAUUCAUCAGUUACUCGCCACCUUGAUAACCCUGUUCUUGACAUCCAGAAGAGUUCAAACCAUGUUCAGAUUUUUAAGUUAAAUUAGACUUUGACUUUAUCACAGGGGAGAACCCUGUUCUUGACAUCCAGAAGAGU